AUGCGCUGGCGAUACACAGUCCCACCGGACGGGCGAGAGAGAGAGGGCGAGCGAGAGAGACGGGGAGUGUGCUCUCCCACCUCCAACCGAGGUUCAGCCGAUUCCUACACUAGUCGACCCUCUGAUUCCGACCUGUCCCUGGAGGAGGACCAGGAGGCGUCUCGGCGUGAAGCCGAGCGCCAGGCUCAGUUGCAGCUGGAGAGAGCCAAGUCUAAACCAGUAGCAUUUGCAGUGAAAGCCAAUGUGAGCUACUGUGGAGCCAUUGAUGGAGAGUGUCCAGUCCAAGGUGCUGCUAUCAACUUUGAAAGCAAAGACUUUCUGCACAUAAAAGAGAAAUACAACAAUGAUUGGUGGAUCGGUCGGCUGGUGAAGGAAGGGGCAGACAUCACUUUCAUCCCGAGUCCAGUCAAACUCGAAGCCAUGAGGAUACAACAUGAGCAGAAAAAAGCAGCAAGUCAGAGGAAAGGAGGGAACUCUUCAUCCGGAGGCUGGAGGUCCACCCCGCCAUCUGCAGCCAAACAGAAGCAGAAACAGACUGAGCAACUACCUCCAUAUGAUGUGGUUCCUUCUAUGAGGCCAGUGGUGCUGGUGGGCCCUUCACUGAAAGGAUAUGAGGUGACGGACAUGAUGCAGAAAGCCUUGUUUGACUUCCUGAAGCACCGAUUCGAUGGCAGGAUUUCUAUUACACGGGUGACUGCUGAUUUGUCGCUGGCGAAGCGAUCGGUGCUGAACAAGAAGGCCAUAAUGGAGAGAUCCAACACACGCUCCAGUAUCGCGGAGGUCCAGAGUGAGAUAGAGAGGAUCUUUGAGCUGGCCAAGUCUCUUCAGCUGGUCGUCCUGGAUGCAGACACCAUCAACCACCCAUCGCAGCUUCUCAAGACGUCUCUGGCUCCCAUCGUCGUCUACGUCAAAGUGUCCUCGCCUAAAGUUCUUCAGAGGCUGAUCAAAUCUCGAGGGAAGUCACAAAGCAAACACCUCAACGUUCAGAUGAUGGCAGGGGACAAGCUCGCACAGUGCCCGCCUGAGAUGUUUGAUGUCAUCCUGGAUGAGAAUCAACUGGAAGAUGCUUGUGAACACCUCGCAGAGUACUUGGACAUUUACUGGCGGGCUACGCAUCUCCCAGGUUCCGCCCCUGUUAACCCCCUCCUGGACCAAAGUGUGAUCACCCCUCCCUCAGCUAACUCCAGCCAACAGUUCUCUGAGACUCAAGAGUUGAUAGAAUGAUCACUACCACUGACAAAAUGAGCCUGUGCUGUCGGCUGGGAGUCAAGACAUAGAGCACAGGGACCAGGUUGCCACCAGGGGGCAGCAGCUGCCCUCACCUCUCCAAAGCCAGCUACCACCUUCUCUGGUCACACCUGCAGGGCAAAGAAAAAAACAGGAGCAGAGUCCCUGGAGAGGGAGAGAGCAGAAGGUUGGCUAUCUGGAGGAAGAGGAGUCACAAGAACAGGGAGAGGAGGAGGAGGAGGCCGAGGAGAUGAUCUGACCGGUGCCGAAGGAGCCUCCGCCUCUCUGCUGCCCCCUCAGCAAGAGCUCCCUGCUCCCACUGUCAUGUGACAACUCAGGGCCGCUUUCUACAGCUGCACGCGUACUGGUGAUAAAAACCAGUAAAGCAGUGCAGCCCCCGCACACCACCUCCCCUCACCCCUCACUCCCCAUCUCACCCUGACAUCGACCUUGUUCCUGAUUCCUUACUUUCACAUCGGAUGUCACAUCCUGAGCUAGCCCAUCUGUGUUUAGACGCCCAGAGGAGGCCGUCUCAGACACAGAUCGGCUGAUUCAGCUCACACUGUAGACAAACUGCUCACCUGUGAAGUCAGAGUAUGUUAGCAAAUGUAACUGUAGCACAGCAGAGCUUUCAGUGAAACACACAACACAAACAUGCAGUUUAACAACUUAGCGUUCCCCAGGUUUUCUGUAUCAACCUGACUUCCCUCUCUGACCAAAGAGAGCAGAGUAACAGAAAUCCAGUUCUGUGUGUCUUCCAUCUCUUGAGUUCUCUGUGAGCUGUCACUACAGGUGUACCAAUAGUUUCCUCUAAGGCACAGUUGUUUCUGUCAGUCUCAUCCUUUAUAGUCACUUCUCUCAUUGUUUUCCAGUAGCCUCUUAAAAUGAUUCUCUUUAUUGAUUGAAUUUGUUUACAGUUACCAUGUAUACCACUAUCUAAAUAUCUGAGCUGUCAGUAUAGCUGAUGACAUGUCUGUACACGACAGUGAUGCAAACCCACGCACGACAAGCACAGAGAUGCACAACGACAGUGUGUCCAUGCAUCUUUUGUCACAGCUGUGAAUGUAUGAAUGGCUUAGAAAGAAUUAUUUACACCAACUGUGGUUUAUGGCUGGGGGGAAAUCAUACUGUAGAUCAACUGAACUGAAAAUACAAUUAAAUAUGUAGCAAAAAAUUAUAAUUCCAAAGUCACAUAAAGCUAUAAAUGGGAUUUAAUCCAAUCACAUUAAACUGAUCGUACUGUACAGUACGUAUCGUAUUAUUUCUUCUUUCUGGAUAUUCAUAUUUAGCACAUGUGUGAAUUACUCCAGAAGAGAAGAGAUAUAUCACACGUUGGAUUUUCAGGUCGUGUUUUUCACUUUUAAAGUCAAACCGAAAGAUUUAAAGUAGGAUUACUGCUCUGUCCUGAGUAGCUUCACUAUUAAAACUCAUCACUUAUGUUAUGUUGAUCCUCAGUUUUCUAAGUGGACUGGAAAACGCCUCAUAGAGAUAAUUUACUGAAAGUGUUCCAAAGAGUUUGUUGUUAUUUGUUGUUGAUACCAUAUCAGAUGUGAUAUCAUUUAAAUUACACUUCUACUCAGUGGUGUAGUGGUAGGUCGAACAGCGGAUGGACCGUAAACUCCUCUUUUCUCUUUAAUGGUAUAGAUUAAGAUCUUUACAAUUGAAUUGCUCAGUGGCAAAGAUGUACCUGUGACACAUUCACACUGCGGUGAGGGAAGUACUUUAACAUAAUACUGAGGUAGAAGUACAAUUAAAAAGACAAAAAUGGACUCAAAUAAAAGUAAAAUUCUACAUUGUUUUAUAUUUAUAUCUACUAUACGUAAAAGUAAGAACUUGCUUUUAAAAUACAAUUACAGUAUUAAAAGUAGUUUGGCUUAUUAUUUUAUGCAUAAGUCUACUAUAUCAUAGUCUUGACUGUGUUUCUUCACAAGUGAUGCUACUGCAGCAGGGGGCGGGGUCUGAUGUGACCUGCCUGUUCUGAUUGGAUCAGUGGACCAAUUCUACUCUUGUUAUUGAUUACUUUAAAAUAUAAAAAAACAAUGUGAACAUGUAAGGCAGUGCAUUGUAAACAUUAAGUGGAGUAUAGAGAAUAGGGAUAUGUGCUGAUGUUUAUAAUGCAUUCAAAGGAAAGACACUUGAAAAAUGUACUUAAGUACAGUAACUAAGUACAUGUACUUUAUUAGAUCCCACCACUGCAUUUAAAAUCACCCUCCACAAUAAAACUGUGCGACAACUAUUAGAACAUUUUCACCAGACAAUUCGGUCUCCGAGCACGUCGACACACUGAGCAAGACUGAUAAAUAAUUUAAUUGUCUUUUGGCAGAAACAGUACUGCAGGCUUAUGAGUACAUAGAGAGCGCCCUCUGGUGGUAUAUUUAUGUCAUUAUUAGAGGUCCUAUAUGCAAACAAACUGCAAGAGAAACAUUAAAGACACAUUAACCCAUAUAAGGAACAUGUACAAUUUCCAUCAUGAGACAAUUUUUGUUUUGCCAAACUUUGUAAAGCCAUCAAUAAUCUCUUUAAUAUUUAUUUAAGGAUCUUUGCCUCCAUUUCAUGUUUCUCCCUACUCACCAAAAUAAACCCAUCUGCAUCUGCUUUCACCAUGUAUAACUAGAGAGCUCAGCUACCAACAUAACACACAUGUAAAUGAUACAAAGUAUGUGCAUGACACAUUGUAUUCCUGUUUCAUCAGAAGGGCUUUAUAGGACCAUGCUCGCAUUCACUUAUGUAACAUAACCAAUCACCCAUUAUCACAGCUUAACUGUACAUAGUGUAUAUUCAAUAUGCAGAUAUUAUUAUUAUUAUUAUUAUCAUAUUGCACAGAAACAACAAAUGCCGACAGGAAGUACAAAAGGGUUUUAGUCACUAAUCUUUAUGCAGCGCCUCAGAAAGCAUGUUGUUUAUAUGUAUUUUUCCUCUGUUUUGAGAAUGAUGCACUGUAGUUAUUUAGGACCACCGUACCGAUCGCUUCCACUGACACCCACAUCCAUUUCUAAAGGACCAGGUUUGAGCUACAUAACUUCUUCUCGAGGAAACAUAGAGAGCACAGUACCUUCUUACGAUUGAAAAUCGAAAACAAAAAUUAUAAAUAUCAGCUCCUCCUGUCUGCUUAAUCUUUAUCGCAGGAAAAUUUCUACAAAAGGUGAAUUAUUCUUUGGACGUCCAAAGCACAAUUUUUUACAAGUAUCAUUUCCUAUUGUGUUUCACUUGCCUAAAUUCUGUAUGCAAUACAAAGUCUAGACACUAGCUGAGACUAUCAAGAUAUCUCCUCAGUUAUGAUGGGGUAUAAUUGCACUACUAUCAUUUAUAUGUCUGCUUUACGAUGCAAUAAAUGCACUAAAUGUUAUGCUGUACCCACCUCCAAUACUGAACAAGCUGGUCUGAUGGUAAACGUCUCCCAUGAGUUUCUGACAAGUCGACGAGAGAAAUGAGAUCGAACGGUGUCUGACGAUGAUGUGCACAGGAUGCAUCUUUUGUCUUUGGUAAAGUUGAAAGAAGAGGUGAAUAAAAAAACAAACAUUUAAGUAA
Molecule: messenger RNA, 4755 nt
Organism: Platichthys flesus (European flounder)
Lineage: Eukaryota; Metazoa; Chordata; Actinopteri; Pleuronectiformes; Pleuronectidae
Gene: cacnb3b
Product: calcium channel, voltage-dependent, beta 3b
Exons: 15
Coding region: 1-1224 (407 amino acids)
Biological process (GO): calcium ion transmembrane transport; regulation of voltage-gated calcium channel activity; chemical synaptic transmission
Cellular component (GO): voltage-gated calcium channel complex
Molecular function (GO): protein binding; high voltage-gated calcium channel activity
Source: RefSeq, a predicted model, not a curated record